Molecule: messenger RNA, 990 nt
Organism: Closterium sp. Yama58-4
Lineage: Eukaryota; Viridiplantae; Streptophyta; Zygnematophyceae; Desmidiales; Closteriaceae
Source: the annotation of a GenBank genome assembly
AUGGCGGUUAGGGGAGAAGCAUGGCGGUUAGGGGAAAGCAUGGCGGUUAGGGAGAGAAGCAUGGCGGUUAGGGAGAGAAGCAUGGCGGUUAGGGAGAGAAGCAUGGCGGUUAGGGAGAGAAGCAUGGCGGUUAGGGAGAGAAGCAUGGCGGUUAGGGAGAGAAGCAUGGCGGUUAGGGAGAGAAGCAUGGCGGUUAGGGAGAGAAGCAUGGCGGUUAGGGAGAGAAGCAUGGCGGUUAGGGAGAGAAGCAUGGCGGUUAGGGAGAGAAGCAUGGCGGUUAGGGAGAGAAGCAUGGCGGUUAGGGAGAGAAGCAUGGCGGUUAGGGAGAGAAGCAUGGCGGUUAGGGAGAGAAGCAUGGCGGUUAGGGAGAGAAGCAUGGCGGUUAGGGAGAGAAGCAUGGCGGUUAGGGAGAGAAGCAUGGCGGUUAGGGAGAGAAGCAUGGCGGUUAGGGAGAGAAGCAUGGCGGUUAGGGAGAGAAGCAUGGCGGUUAGGGAGAGAAGCAUGGCGGUUAGGGAGAGAAGCAUGGCGGUUAGGGAGAGAAGCAUGGCGGUUAGGGAGAGAAGCAUGGCGGUUAGGGAGAGAAGCAUGGCGGUUAGGGAGAGAAGCAUGGCGGUUAGGGAGAGAAGCAUGGCGGUUAGGGAGAGAAGCAUGGCGGUUAGGGAGAGAAGCAUGGCGGUUAGGGAGAGAAGCAUGGCGGUUAGGGAGAGAAGCAUGGCGGUUAGGGAGAGAAGCAUGGCGGUUAGGGAGAGAAGCAUGGCGGUUAGGGAGAGAAGCAUGGCGGUUAGGGAGAGAAGCAUGGCGGUUAGGGAGAGAAGCAUGGCGGUUAGGGAGAGAAGCAUGGCGGUUAGGGAGAGAAGCAUGGCGGUUAGGGAGAGAAGCAUGGCGGUUAGGGAGAGAAGCAUGGCGGUUAGGGAGAGAAGCAUGGCGGUUAGGGAGAGAAGCAUGGCGGUUAGGGAGAGAAGCAUGGCGGGGGAGAAGCAUGGCGGCUAA